Messenger RNA from Gasterosteus aculeatus aculeatus (three-spined stickleback), 1160 nucleotides. RefSeq names its product SIX homeobox 9 (gene six9). Gene Ontology annotation, biological process: skeletal muscle fiber development; regulation of skeletal muscle cell proliferation; regulation of transcription by RNA polymerase II. Gene Ontology annotation, molecular function: DNA-binding transcription factor activity, RNA polymerase II-specific; RNA polymerase II cis-regulatory region sequence-specific DNA binding. Gene Ontology annotation, cellular component: nucleus; transcription regulator complex. The record is from RefSeq and is a predicted model, not a curated record. Lineage: Eukaryota; Metazoa; Chordata; Actinopteri; Perciformes; Gasterosteidae.
AUGAUAAACGCACACACGUCCACUGGUUCAUCCACAGGCAAGCCGCAAUGCUCCUCGGAGGCUUCAGCUCGCUCCUGUGCAGACUUGAGAGGGAUCGCUAAGAGGAUCUUCACACAGGCUUCGGUUGAACUCACAUCUCAGGACUUUGAGUGCGGCCAUCCUACGCCCACGGCGAUGAUCUUCACCCCAGAGCAAGUGGCCUGUGUGUGCGAGGUCCUCCUGCAGAGCGGUUGCAUGGAUCGCCUGGCGGCCUUCCUCCGCACUCUGCCUCCUCUUCCCUCCCUCUGCUCCUCCUCCUCCUCCUCCUCCUCUCCCUGCCCUGGGGAUCAGGAGAGUGUGCUGAAGGCCAAAGCCGCAGUGGCCUUUCACCAGGGCCACUUCAGUGGCCUCUACGCGCUGCUGGAGGGCUUCCCCUUCUCCCCGCGCAGCCACCCGCUCCUGCAGCAGCUCUGGCUCAGAGCCCACUACAUGGAGGCCGAGAGGCAGAGGGGCCGAGCGCUGGGCGCCGUGGGGAAGUAUCGCGUGAGGAGGAAGUUUCCUCUGCCACACACCAUCUGGGACGGAGAGGAGACCAGCUACUGUUUCAAGGAAAAAUCCCGGAACAUGCUUCGCAAGUGGUACCGCCUCAAUGCUUAUCCCUCUACACGGGAGAAGGGGGAGCUAGCGGCGGCCACGGGCCUGACGACCACGCAGGUCAGCAACUGGUUCAAGAACCGCAGACAGAGAGACCGAACCUCAGAAGUUAACGGUUUCCAAAUAUCCGGCUCUGGAGGAGACUCGGCAGAAGUCCAUCUUUCCUCUGACAACGACUUUUCACCUCCAGGAAGCCCACAUCAGCAGCACCACCGCCCUCCACCUCCACCCCUUUCUCACCCACCACCUCCUGUACUUUACAUGUGUAGAGGCCUCGAUUGAGCAUGCCGUUUAAAUGUUUCAUUUGUGACUUCAAUCUACUUUUUGAUUACGGUAGUUUAACAUUAAAAUGUUAAGAAUAUACAUUAUUCUGGUGUCAGUAAACAGUAAUGUUUGUUACCAAAACAUGAUUUGUCCGACAUUAUUCUUAAAACUGAGAGAGAAGUUUGGGACUAUACGGAGAAGUCUUCUGGCGUGUACUAACGUUAAGUAGUAACAUUUAUAACUCAAUAAAUCUUUAUUGCAAA